Psylliodes chrysocephalus is the source of this 1983-nucleotide messenger RNA. NCBI's taxonomy places the organism in Eukaryota, Metazoa, Arthropoda, Insecta, Coleoptera, Chrysomelidae. The record is from the annotation of a GenBank genome assembly.
UUCAAGGUCAAGGUUAAGAAAACAAAAAUUCACUUUCUCAAUUUUCAAUUCAAUGAAAUAAUUCAUAAUAAAAAUGUUUAGUUUAUGUUUAAAUGGUUUAAUCCUAUGUACAUGCUUGUACUGUAUAUGUUACAUAAUUAUCCCAUGACAAUGCAAAUCUACACAAAGAAAUUUUAAUUAAUCCCUGAAAGAAAAUAUGAAUCAAAAUAAAGAUAUGUGCGCAUUUAGGAUAUAUCUAUGUUGGUUUACAGUAAUUAAUUAUUAUAUAAUUAAAGACAUUUUGUUAAAGUUAAACACUUUUUUUGAGAAUUGAAAUGAAAAUGGGUUGUUUUAAGCCCACAAUUGAAGUAUCUCUUUUGAUAACCUUUUUUAGUUUUGAAUUAUUAGGAUCUGUAGGAACCAAUCUAAUGAUAUACAGGACCUGUUAUCUAAUAUUAGGAUAUAAUGAAACAGAAUGUGCUUUACUAGGAAAUACAAACAAUAAAACCAUAGAAAAAUUAGAAAAACUGGUACAGCCUACAGUUAAUAUUAUAGAUACUACUAAAUCGAUGAUUGAACAAAUCAUUACCCUUGGUGUAUGUAUUUUUACUGCACAAUUGUCUGAUAAAUAUGGAAGAAAACCGGUUUUGAUUGUUGCACAAAUAGGAAUGGUAUUAGGUCUGUUCAUAAUGGCUGUAUUUAGUUACUUUCCAAAUAUAUCUCCUUGGUACUUUUUAUUUGCAUCAAUACCAUCGAUGUUAACAGGAGGUUUUUCCACAUUUCUUGUCGUUACAUUAUCAUAUAUAUCUGAUGUUACCACUGAAGAUACUCGAGGAGUCAGAAUGGCUAUAAUGGAAGGUAUAAUUGGAUUAGGUAUAUUGUGUGGCAGCAUAUCAAGUUCCUAUUUAUUCUAUGCAACUAAUUAUCCAUCUGUUUAUGCCAUAGCUGGAGGUAUUUCAACUUUGGGUAUUAUAUACACAAUAUUUUUUGUACCCGAAUCUCUGAAAAAUAUUAAUAGAGAGGGAGAAAUAACCGUAAAAAACCUACUCAUGUCUUUCAAUUUCAAGGAACUAUUCAAAGUAUUUACAAAAAAGCGUCCAAACUAUGAUAGAGCAAUAAUUUUUUUAAUGACCGCUAUGUUGACUUUAUAUAUUUUUGGACAAAGUAGUGGCAACAAGACUUUUUUAUUUUUGACGAGUAAAUUUACUUGGACUUUAACAGAGUACACAUGGUACACCAGUAUAAGUAGCAUCUUUUUUAUGAUUGGUGGUAUAUUUGGUACUCUUAUAAUACACAAAUAUUUGAAAACAACGGAAUCGGUAGCUGUGCUCAUGGGUUUUAUGUCCGAAAUGAACGGAUUUUUAGUUAGAGGAUUAGCCACCCGAUCUAGAGAUAUUUAUUUAUCUGCCGGAGUAAAGCUUUUAGGAGGAAUCAUAAGCCCACAAUGUAGAACCUUAGUAGCCAGGCUGGUACCUACUGAUGAGGUUGCCAAACUAUUCUCCUUAAUAACAGUUGUAGAAUCUGUAUGUGGUAUAGCAGCAUCUCCAUUUUUUACAUUAAUUUAUAAUUCAACUGUGAAUAUAGAUCCAGCAAUUUAUAAUUUUGUUGUGGCUGGGCUGUGUGGUAUUUGUGUGAUUUUAGCUGUGAUAAUAAUUAUUUUAGAAAAUUUAUCUACACAAAAUUAUAGUGAGUUAACCAAUGACGAAGACAGAGCUUCAAGUAAUAGCGAAGGUGUGAUUGAGUCAACACCAACAAUAACAGUUAAUUAAUAACUUAGAACAAUGUGAUAUCUCGAUUACAAUUUGUGAUAUUUAAAAAAUGUUUUACAAUGUACAUAUUAGGAAAUUGAUUAUUUUAAGAAUUUAGAAUAUUGAUGAAAUAUAUGUUUCUUAUAUUGAUAUGUGUACAAAUAGAAUAAUAUAUACUUAAGUAUAUAAAAUAUUAUAUAUUAAUAAUUUAUAAAUAUACAUAUUUUAUUAUUUAAUAACAAUAAAAAAUAAAUAC